UCACGCGUUGCACAUGGCGGCAGCCGCGGCGACUCGCAGUUUGUGAAAGUAGCGUUACGUGAUAGUUAACCGAAGUUAACGUCUGAAAGGAAGAGAAUCGCGUCCAAGUGCUUCAACGCUUCCCAAGGUUGACUUUUGUGGACUUAGUGAGCGACGUGGUUUACCGCCGCAGGUAACCCAAUGCGUGCACUAAAAGAGCGAAAGAUCUCGCAACAGCGGCGACGAAGAAAGAUGCUCGGCCGAAGGCUGAUGCCCCGACUCAAGCGAGCGUUGCAAGCCGGCCGAGUGGUCAAGCCUUUGCGCGACCCACAUCCAUGGACGGUAACUCCGAUGGAACCGAGUUCUGUCGGCACCUUUUCCGUGUCAGCGAGAUCCAAUGCCGGUGUUUCAGCACGUGCGUCAAGGCAGGAGAGCAUGUUCCCGUCAUUUGGUGGAGAGCAAAGCACUGCGAAUGGGGAUUGCGAAGAAGACCAGGAUGCUUCCGAAAACGGUCAAGCGUGGAACGAAGGUGGGUCUCAGCGUAAGAAACGGAAACAACGACAACGCAGGACAACUGUCGCUGAAUCAGACCCACCUGGCUUUGAAGAAUGUGAAUCGUCAUCGGAAGGAGGUGGUGACAGGGGUGGCAGUGAGGACGACAGUGAAGAAGACGUCACUCUUGACGGUGCAUCUGAUGACGAUCGCACGUCUGGCAGCAGUGGCAGCUCCACGUCUGAGGAAAAUGACAAGGCGGAUGCGCGCAGUCGGAGGGAUGUGCACAGACUGCUGCUGGAAUCGCAGAACCUGCUGCAGGAUUACGAAGAUGGCAGCACACCUUGCAGCGUUGAUGAUCAGGGGACCGGUGAGGAAGACGCCAGAGCCAACACGGAUAUGGACAACACUUUCAGGGUGUUCAUGGCGUCCGGUCGUGUGGUCGUGUUGGUGCGGCCACCGGCAGCAGUGCGGCUCAUGGGGCGUGCUCAGCUGCGCGUCCUGCACGGCAUCGUCGACAUCGAGGGCCACGUGGUCAUAGGCGGGGCUGCGGCCGCGAGAAUACGGCCCGACAGCUGCCUCGUCCAUUCGGGCUUUCCCCAGGGCUUCGUGCACAUCAGGCCCCUCCCGCUGGAGAUGCCCAGGGGCAGCGGCAAGGCGACUCACUUGCGCCGAACACUGGCUCGGCUGGGCAUGGACGAGGCCUGGACCAGGCUGAGACCGCUGAUCGCGCAUGGGACUGCCAUCAUGCUGCUUGAGAAGAUGCCGGGAGGCAAUUGGCCUAUUGGGGUCAACAGUGACUCCCAGCUGAGGGGACCCUUGCAAUCGCUAGGAUUCCGACUGGACCGGGACCAGCCGUCUAAGUUGGAACCCUGGCGGCAGCGAACGUCGGCCCUUGCAAGGCACCUUACCCGUGCGCUCGAUAUUGGAGACCAUCAGCGGACAGCGAAGCCAGAGGGCCGUGCUGUGCCAUGCAUUGUUGUGUGUGGACGCCAGAACACCGGGAAGUCGUCCCUGCUUCGGGUGCUCGUCAACAGCCUCUUAAAUUUCUGCUCCGAGGUGCUGUACUUGGACUGCGAUCCCGGCCAGUGCGAGUUCACUCCGCCAGCCACCGUCUCACUCACCCGCGUCACCGAACCAUUGCUGGGGCCACCGUUUACGCACGUCCGGACACCCGAAAAGGCUUACUUUUUGGGUCACGUGAGCCCAGCCAGCCAGCCCGAUUCCUACUGCACGGCCAUACGCUCGCUCAUUGAGCACGCUCGUCAAGUGGCACCCAAAGCACCGCUCCUCGUCAACACCAUGGGCUGGGUCAACGGGCUGGGUCUUUCCCUCCUGGUGGACGUGAUCCGGUGGCUGUGUCCGACGGACCUGGUGCAGCUUGUUGCCGAGGAACAGAAUGGCGAAACUCCUCUGCCACCACUGGACGACACGCUGCUGCGAUCGGCCUGUGGUUGGAUGACAUCGCGUAGUGGCAGUGACGGCCUCUGGCCACUGGACGAUCUGUCGUGCUAUGUGUUGCCUGGCUCCACCUACAGGGGAAGGUCGUGGGCGCGUGCCAAGCGAGAAGCCAUGGUCCUUGCCUACCUGGGACGAAAGGGCAGUGCCGACGGCUACCAUCUACCCGAGACACCCUACUGGCUGUGGAACACCACGCCACUCAGGGUACCGUGGUGCACAAUGGUGGUGCACGACUGUGACAAUUCUGUUCCCAAGAAGGAUCUGCUGUACGCCCUCCGUGGAAGCGUUGUAGCUCUGUGCUUCGUCCCUGUUGACAAGAUGCUGGAGACUGAGAACCCCUCUUACCCCAAGUUUAUCGACAGCUGCGGCCCGUACGAGUGUCUUGGAUAUGGCCUCGUGCGUGCUAUUGAUCCGUUGGAGCAAAUCUUCUACAUCACCACCCCCGAGCCACCCGAGCGGCUGUCCGAGGUCAACGCCCUCAUCCGCGGAGACAUUCAUUUGCCCGAGUCCUUGCUCACUGCUCAGACACAGCUCUUGCAGUGCGGCUGGGCACCGUACCUGGCCAAAGCGGCGUUCGAGCCGGACCACUGCAGUGAUGAGGAAGAGCAGAGUGACGACGAUUCCAGCUCCUGAAACUGUUCUGUCUUUUCUUCUUUCUUCUCUUAAUAAAGGACGGAGGAUAGUCUGCGAAUUUUUACGGUUUA
This is a messenger RNA of Rhipicephalus sanguineus (brown dog tick), 2636 nucleotides long. Its product is annotated as polynucleotide 5'-hydroxyl-kinase NOL9. NCBI's taxonomy places the organism in Eukaryota, Metazoa, Arthropoda, Arachnida, Ixodida, Ixodidae. The transcript is spliced from 15 exons. Bases 181 to 2565 code for a protein of 794 amino acids. The record is from RefSeq and is a predicted model, not a curated record. Gene Ontology annotation, biological process: cleavage in ITS2 between 5.8S rRNA and LSU-rRNA of tricistronic rRNA transcript (SSU-rRNA, 5.8S rRNA, LSU-rRNA). Gene Ontology annotation, molecular function: polynucleotide 5'-hydroxyl-kinase activity. Gene Ontology annotation, cellular component: nucleus.